Messenger RNA from Colletotrichum lupini, 507 nucleotides. RefSeq lists its product as uncharacterized. Bases 1 to 507 code for a protein of 168 amino acids. The transcript has 4 exons. Lineage: Eukaryota; Fungi; Ascomycota; Sordariomycetes; Glomerellales; Glomerellaceae. The record is from RefSeq and is a predicted model, not a curated record.
AUGUCUCUGCUUGUACGGAACCAAAGUACCCAAGUGCUCAAGUCUGCGGAGCUAAACCAGUGUGCAAGAUUGACAUUCUCCAGGCAGGAGAAUGGAGCCUCUGGAUGCGCAAUUGAGCGGUCAAUGAGCCCACCCAUUGGUCAAUUGCAACUGCCCAACAUGGACACCCUGUACGCCUCUCCUUCUUGUGCCAUCCCGUUGCCGAUUGCCACGCUUCCUGCAGCGACUGGCAUCAGCGGCAUCAAAAGGGAAAUUUUGGGUGUCAAGCCUUGGCCCUUGGACUCUCUCCACUUCUGCCAUGAUAGUACGGAUACCGCAAGUGGUGUAUAUUCUUCUCGCUCCACGGUUCUGAGGCCAAUGUGCACCACCAUGAACCAAUCCAAUGCGCCGUGUCUUAGUUCCAAGCAACUCAUAGCAUCAGUUCGGACGAGUGUCGGAAGAAAGACCCAUACCUCAACUCAAUUCAUCACCCAGACCGGUCAAUCUACUAGCAGUAGUCGAGGUUAG